Messenger RNA from Amoebophrya sp. A25, 2707 nucleotides. The record is from the annotation of a GenBank genome assembly. NCBI's taxonomy places the organism in Eukaryota, Dinophyceae, Syndiniales, Amoebophryaceae.
GACCGCAUGUUGGCGCUCACCUUCACGGGAGGACUGGCCUCUCAAAACGUCAUCUUCUUUAGUACUGAUAUUAUGGCUCCCGCGGCUAAUCGAAAUCGCUACCGCUAGGAAUCUCUGAUUAGAUAGCUUUGGAAAUUAUGUACGGCUACUAACAACAUCUACAUCAUUGAAUUUUCCUUCCGAUUGUUGUGGCCCUUUUCGGUAGUGCUUGUCCUCAUGUAAAACUAGAUACAUUUGGCGCAUCAAUAUUUUUCACACUCCGUCUAGCUCUUCCUGAGGACCUAUAUGUUUCACACGACGACAUCAUAACUAUUUGAGUCCGCACUUCACCACGCAUCAUAAUUAAACACUAGCGACUACCACGAGGAUUAGAAACUACCAUGGCUUCGUUUGAGUACCAGCACAGUAUCCUGUACAAGGGUGAGAACCCGGCUACUGCCGCGUUCGUGCCAAAGAACAGAGCAAAACAGGCAGCGAAAGUAGUUCGACAUAGACCUGGUCUUGAACCCUCCUUUUACCGCAAAGAUGCUGAGGACCAGGCCAGAAAGCAGCAGGAGGAGGACCGAAGAAAAAGACAGCAGGAAAGAGAUGACCGAAAAUAUCGAGGAAGUACUUUUUCGCUUUUGGGUGUGUGUUAUUGAUGAAAUCUUCAUUAGAAUUUCAUCAGGAUUUUUGGAAGAACAAGCAACUACUACUUUCAUCCAUUUCUGCAUAGGAAAAUAACAUCUCGAUUCAUCCUUUUCACCUUACCCUCCUCCUCUCCCCUCCAUGCCCCCAUCAUCAAACCACAUCAAAAACAGUUUCCCGCUGGGGCCCUUCGAAAACGGAGGCUAAGAAGGUAUUCGGAGGCGUAGCGCAGACGCGAGUUGCGGUCGUCGCACAAAAACAGAUAGGAGACUCACUAGCAGAAAGAAUAGCGAAACGACAGCAAAUAGCGCAAGAAGGGGCCAUCGAAUUGAGCAGCAGUGACGACGACAAUGAGUACUACAAGAUUCUUCAGGUCGUGUUGCUGUUUUCAGACGAUCAUGUUGUCGUUGUAAUGAAAUUUUUGAUCAACAACUAAGUAAUUUUGGAAUUGAAAAAUUAUACAAAUAGAUACAUCAUCUAAAAGUUGUGACUGGUCCACUUUCACCCCUUUCAAUUUCCAGCAAAUCCAAUAUCAAAAACAGCCUCGCAGCUGGUGUACCCCUCUCCAAGCCUUUAGUAAGACCUGGACAGCAAGCAGCCGCUGAAGAAUCUGAAGAUAUAUCAGAAAGCGACGAGUCAUCAGUCGACGAAGGUGAUGCCCAAAAGCGACAAAUUGCACUGCAAAGGGCCAAGGCAAUAGCACAACAGGGAGGCUCAGCCUCAUCAACAGCAUAUAGUGGGGGAGCUUUAGUCCCAGCGAUAACGACCGGAGGAGGAGGAGCACAAGUGCUUGACGAUAGCGACUCAGACGACGAGAGCAGUAGCGACAGAGAGAAUCCAGGAGCAUUGUUGGCGAAGCCGGUUUUCGUGAGGAAAGGUAUUAAAUCAAUACUUCUAACUAUGUUGCGUACAAAAUGGAUGUGGAUCUUUCACGUCGUUCAAUAUCUAUAUCAAUUUCAACAGAAAAGAUAAAGAAUUUAGUUGAACACGCAAGACCACGUGCGUUCCUCAAUUGACAUCAAAUACUCCACAAACAUUUCAGGUCACCGUGCGCUUGACCGCGAGCGAGCCGCUCAAGCAGCUGCUGAACAGGAGGCCCUACAACAGCAAAAAAUCAUAAAGCGACAGAAGAAAGAGGAAGCUAAACUUCAAGUCGCAACAAUCGUCGCUGAAGAGGAACAACAAGCUGCCAAUGCAAGCAAAGUCGUGCAUUCCGAAUCCGAAUACAGUCUCGACUCGGAGGAAGACGAUACUGCUGAAGCCUUAGAAGAGUGGAAAGUCCGAGAGCUCGAAAGAGUGUUACAUCUGCAGAAGCUGAGAACGCAACGCAUCGAGGAAUUCGAACAUUUGGAGAGGAGAAGAAAUAUGACCGAGCAAGAGCGCCAAGAAGACGACGAGCGGUUGGACAAAUUGGAACCAGAGACGGUCAAGUCCGUCAAAUACACGCACAUGCAGAAGUACUACCACCAGGGUGGUUACUUCCAGGACAAAGCGCAGGAUGGCUCCGAAGCUUUGUACAGGAGAGACGUGAACCAACCUUUGGCCAGCGAGAAGUUCGACAAGCAGUUACUACCGAAGAGCAUGCAGGUGAGACGUGGCCAGUUCGGUGUCAAGGGCAACGUCAAGCACAACAGCUUGAAGGAGGCGGAUACAACGGAUUUCAGCAGUGCUUGGAUAGACGAGGCGCAGAAAGCGAAAAGGGAAAAAUACAUGGCAGUGAUGCAAGAUCAAGAAAGGCAACGACAGGAGAAGUUGAACGAAAUGAACAAGAUGGGACAAAGAUGAUACACCAUGCAUUUGGUGCUCUAUCUUCAGCACUUUCGCUUUUGCUUUUGUUUUUCCCGGAGGAUACUUUUUGCCUCUUGUAUCCUGCUUGACGCGGUCAGUCAUUCGCGCUGGACUUUAUCAAGACGACUUCACCUCCCAAAUCAGGUAUCCCCUCUCCAACGCACUUACCCACACCCUUGCGCAUGACAACAAAGUGUCUAUCCCCAAGCGACUUCUUUUUGCGACUUCACCUCAGUGUCAAUUGACAUAAGGUCAACCUUCGUAACUUGGUUUUGUCCGCCUUGUAAAGAUC